Molecule: messenger RNA, 2746 nt
Organism: Gossypium raimondii (Peruvian cotton)
Lineage: Eukaryota; Viridiplantae; Streptophyta; Magnoliopsida; Malvales; Malvaceae
Product: MADS-box transcription factor 23
Exons: 7
Coding region: 1984-2373 (129 amino acids)
Biological process (GO): positive regulation of transcription by RNA polymerase II
Cellular component (GO): nucleus
Molecular function (GO): protein dimerization activity; RNA polymerase II cis-regulatory region sequence-specific DNA binding; DNA-binding transcription factor activity, RNA polymerase II-specific
Source: RefSeq, a predicted model, not a curated record
UAUCCUGUUUCACAAUUGUUUGCAAAUAGUCUUAUAUACUGUUCACAAAUUCAACAUCAUUAUUUUCCUUCUUGAUGCGUUGUUUUUUUUUCCUUCUAAAAACAUGCAUUAUGUAACAAAAGCAUAUAUUUAAUGUUUUAUUAUAAAUGAUAAAUCCAUAUGUUAAUUAAUAGGUACGCAAACAUAAAAUUUAAAAGUUCAUUAGAAAUAAAUAAAGAUAAAAGACUAGGAUAGAAGACAAACAUGGUUGCUGAAGGUAUAAGCAUCAUCAAUCCAGGCAAACAUAGAAUAAUUUUUUUUCCCCCAAAGAUAACACCAAAUGGUAAAUCACCGUCUUGAUAAUAAGUUCAAUAAAUGCAAGUAUCCCAGAAAGAUGAUGUUUUUAUAUCAUGACUUGAUAUAAAUAGUAAAUCAAUGCCUUGAUAUGCGGCAUUGUUCUCAAUCUAGGUGAGGUCCCAUACUUUCUUAGUAAGGAAUAAAUAACACGAUAGAAAACUACAAAGAUAGGGCAUAAUUUGGAUGAACCACAAAGCAAAAAACAGAAACUGUGCUCUUAUCAUGUUUACUAUCUUCAACUUUGUUUUGAAAUGAGGACCAUUAUCAAAAAGAAGGAUGAGCAGAAAAAGGACCUGACUUUGAUUUGUUCAUCUUCAAGUGAGGCUGAAGAGAAGGAAAGGACCAUACAAUCGAAAGUUGUGCAAACAAACAAUGGGAAAUUGCAUCGUGGUUCCACUUUUCAUAUAGUAAAGGAUCUCCGUCAGUAAUCAGCUUCACAGCUUCCACAAAAGACAUAGAGGUAGCUGCUGCACCGCAAAGAAUAAGAAAUCCCUACCUCUAGAGCAUAAGAAUCUGCUAGCAACAAGGCAGGGCCUAGGGCUAAUGCUAUGUAAGUAGCAUGCCAUUCAACAUACAUAAAUCUUCCAAAUAAAAUUUUCUUUUAUUUAGCCAAACAAGCGUAUAGAUUAUAGAGUAAUGCAACUUAAGCUUCCUAAUAGAGUGUGUUGAAAAAUCAUUAACAUAUCUAUUUCUAAAAAAUAGUAAAGCUAGAUAUACAUCUAUGUGCUGGAUAUUGGUUGAAGCAGUGUCAACAUAUUAGAAUAGAACAGAUCUUUUAGAAGAAUCACAGAGAUCUUUUAAGGGUACUUAAGUCAUGUUAAGCUCAAGCUUACCAAGUAGUAUUACAUUAAUGGUUCACUGGGCUCCUGUUACUCCUUGUGGAGCAUAAAGGAUUCCUUCCAACAUCUAAACCAACAGAUGAAUCAAUGGAAAGGAGCGGUGUAUCCAAGCCAGUCAUAAUGCUCAGGGAUGCCACAAAAACAUCUCAAACAAGCUUCUAGCACUUCUAUAUCGUGAUAAAUGAAAACCAUCAUGGUAUGUCCCUUUCAGCACAAAACAUCAUAGUAUUCCUUGAAAGUCAAAGGUAACUUCGGAGAUUUUAGAAACCAUAUGAACAAAAGCUUUAUAAGGUUAAACCCUGGAAGCACACUCUUAAAGCCUCUACGAUAGUAUCGGGCCUACUCAUUGAAAUGUCAUCAACGAUUUUGCCAAUGGUAGACAUUCAGCCUUAAAUCUCCCAGACAGCUGUUGCACACAUACAGAGUCGAAAGGUAAAAAUUACAUCAACCACCAACUCGAUGCUUCAAGCAUUUGGACGGUUGACAGAAAAUGAGCAUUCUUAACAAACUACUGAAGUGACAUUACAAUUCAAACAUCAUAACCUCUACUGUCCAGAGCCACUUAUAACUGGUUUUCUUUCCACUGCAUCUGCAGGUUUGGGUUCGAUAAGACUCCAACGCUAUUACUUCUACCCAACAACUGUGUUUCCUAACUGUAAGAUGCCACCCUCUGUUCAAACUGUAGAGCAAUAAUCCUAUCAUACAUUGAGCAACAUCCACCAUUUGCUACCUCAAGUAGUUUUGGCAAAGGGAGGUAGCAAGCUUGAGGCAGCAACUCCAGUACUUGCAAGAAUACCACAGGCAAUUGAUGGGAGAAGAACUAUCUGGUUUAAGCAUCAAUGAUCUGCAGAACCUGGAAAACCAACUUGAAAUGAGUUUGAAAGGUGUCCGCAUGAAAAAGGACCAAAUUCUAACAGAUGAAGUUAAAGAGCUAAACAACAAGGGACAUCUCAUUCAUCAGGAAAAUCUAGAACUGCAUAAAAAGUUAGACCUCAUGUACCAAGAAAACACUGAGCUUCAAAAGAAGGCUUAUGGUACAAGGCAAGCAAAUGAAGCUAGCAGAAGCUCUCCCCCAAAUUAUACUUUCAACAAUGGAUAUGAUCUCCGAGCACCUGUUCAUCUCCAGUUAAGCCAGCCCCUACCUCAGAAGAAUGAUGCACCAGAAAAACCAAUGAAGUUGGGAUUACAACUGCAUUAGCAAGCAGGUCGGACAACCAUGGAUGGACAUCACAUCAUUACCCUAUCAACAACUUGCCUGCAGUUGAAAUUUGAGGCUUCUACAAGUGAGCCUUGAUAUUCCAGCUAUUAGAUAAAGUAUUUUCAGCAUAAAAAUAAAAAUUAAAAAAAUAUAUGAAAUAUAUAAUUAAACAAUCUUUAGGUUUCUGUAAUUAACAGGGACACGUUAUCCGAUGUAAAUUUAUGAAAUAAUUAGAAUGCACUGUAUGUGUCUGAUGUUACUCUAUGGUCAGCUGCCUCGUGAACUUCUUUGUUCAACAGUAUUGAUUUACCAAGUGCAAAUUGCAAUUGUACUACUUGUGUUAUCCAAUAAAAAAAUUCUCAGAUUGAUUUUA